AUGUUCUUCAAGACCGCUGUGUUCGUCGUCGCCGGCCUGGUUGCUGCCACCGACGCCGUCAAUAUUCCAGGCCGAGGGAGAAACACCCAUCGACCGUCUUCUCGCGUUCACAAGCCGGCCUCUUCGAAUUUUCACCACCAAGCCCCUUUCAGCUUGGCCGACAAGGAACAGCAGCCGGACAGCCUCUUCUCCAGCAACGAGUGUCAGUACUACAUUUACCUUGAUACGAUUAAUCGCCACGUACUCACAGAACAGGAUUCGACGGCGACAUUGUCUUUUAGCGUUAACCUGACUGUCUCAGAGUUAUGUCAUCCAGACGAGACUCUGCUCGGUUCAGCAUUACAGCUUGUGGAUGCAGAAACGGACCAAAUUGUCGAGCGGGUGCACUUCACGAUUUGGAGGGUCUCUGACGGAGAUGAUGACGAGGUAGAGGAAUUCUACGAGCAUGAUGAUGUGGACGUCUAUGAAUACGGGGACGAUUAUCCUGAGGAUAACAGAAAUCCGGAAUUUCUCGGUGGGGACGACGAUGAUCCGGGAGAUCUCUGA
Hirsutella rhossiliensis is the source of this 546-nucleotide messenger RNA. RefSeq lists its product as uncharacterized. Bases 1 to 546 code for a protein of 181 amino acids. The record is from RefSeq and is a predicted model, not a curated record. The transcript is spliced from 3 exons. NCBI's taxonomy places the organism in Eukaryota, Fungi, Ascomycota, Sordariomycetes, Hypocreales, Ophiocordycipitaceae.